Molecule: messenger RNA, 3341 nt
Organism: Betta splendens (Siamese fighting fish)
Lineage: Eukaryota; Metazoa; Chordata; Actinopteri; Anabantiformes; Osphronemidae
Gene: rmnd5b
Product: required for meiotic nuclear division 5 homolog B
Exons: 10
Coding region: 243-1466 (407 amino acids)
Biological process (GO): proteasome-mediated ubiquitin-dependent protein catabolic process
Cellular component (GO): nucleus; cytoplasm; GID complex
Molecular function (GO): ubiquitin protein ligase activity; protein binding
Source: RefSeq, a predicted model, not a curated record
UAGAAUAUAUUUAAUUGGCGAUAGAUGUUUUGGGUGUUGUAACGACACAAAACAAUAAAUACAUGCGGGUUGUCAUUCUGUCCUAAAUUAUUUAGGCCUUCUCAGUCAGCAUUUGGCUAAAUCAGCUAGCUAUGCUAGCUGCUAGCAUUGACGAGCUUUUGUAGCUAGCUGGACUGUGACACCGUUUGUUUACGUUAGCUCUGCUAACAUUAAUAAUUAUCUAUUUUCUGACAUCGUAAUAAAUGUCUACAAAUUUACAGCACUUGUCAUACAUCAAACCACUUGGAACUAUGGAGCAGUGUGCAUGUGUGGAGCGGGAGUUGGAGAAAGUGCUCCACCGCUUCGUAACGUAUGGUCACCAGUCUGAGGAGCGGUUAGAUGAGCUGCUGCGCAGUGUUUGUGAGAUACGAGGACAGCUUCUUGCUUUUGGAGUACAAGAUGCAGACAUAUCAGUCUUAUCUCAGACAAUGGCCCAGUGUUGUAAAAACAUCAAAGAAACAGUGCAGAUGCUAGCAUCCCGACAUAAGGACAUCCACGGCAGUGUGUCAAAAGUGGGCAAAGCAAUUGACAGAAAUUUUGAUGCAGAGAUCAGUGCAGUUGUGGCAGAGACUGUGUGGGACACACCUGAAAGACAGAAAUACCUGAGUGAGAGUAUUGUGGAGCAUCUGUAUAGACAAGGGAUGCUAAGUGUAGCAGAGGAUCUUUGCCAGGAGUCUGGUGUUGUCAUAGACAUGAGUAUGAAACAGCCUUUUUUGGAGCUGAACCGGAUCCUUGAAGCAUUGCGGAUGCAGGACCUCAGGCCAGCAUUAGAGUGGGCUGUGACAAAUCGACAGCGCCUUCUGGACUUAAACAGCAGUUUGGAAUUUAAGCUACACCGCUUGUACUUUAUCAGUCUGCUCAGCGGAGGCAUCACUAAUCAAAUGGAGGCUCUACAGUAUGCCAGACAUUUCCAGCCUUUUGCCUCUCAGCACCAGAGAGAUAUUCAAAUCCUGAUGGGUAGUCUGGUGUACCUAAGACAUGGCAUUGAGAACUCUCCAUACCGAAGUCUUCUUGAAACAAAUCAGUGGGCUGAGAUCUGUAACAUCUUCACCAGAGAUGCCUGCGCUUUACUGGGCCUCUCUGUGGAGUCUCCUCUUAGUGUUAGUUUUGCAUCAGGCUGUAUGGCUUUGCCCGUGCUGAUGAACAUAAAGCAGGUGAUAGAACAAAGACAGUGUAGUGGGGUCUGGACACACAAGGACGAACUGCCCAUUGAAAUUGACCUUGGGAAGAAGUGCUGGUACCACUCUGUGUUCGCCUGUCCUAUUCUUCGGCAACAAACCUCAGAGAGCAACCCCCCAAUGAAGCUCAUCUGUGGCCAUGUCAUCUCCAGAGAUGCCCUCAAUAAACUGACCAAUGCUGGGAAGUUAAAAUGCCCUUACUGCCCCAUGGAGCAGAAUCCAUCACAUGCCAAGCAGAUAUACUUUUGAUACCACAUACUCUCCCUGUGAGUAAGGAUGAAGUUCCCUGGAGCUCUUUGCGUUUCUAGGACCAUUUGCUCUGGCCCUUUCCUCUGUUCCUGGCCGCGUGGCCUUAUUGUAAGCAAUAAGGUUUUACCCCAGUGCUCCUUUGGACAGUCUUGGCCAUUCUUUAACCCACCUGGGGGGCCUCCGAAUUUAUAGUACACAGAGUUCAGUAAGGAUGGUACAUCCACAGCCUGUAGUUUAGUGAGGAGUUUGUCAUAACUAAAAACAUCCUCAUAAAGAAGACCUUCUGAAAAAGGAUCACACGUUGAAACUCAUUUGAAGAUGCCCACAGAGUUAUAGACUUAUCCUUUUAAAUUAUGUAAUACUUCAUAGUUUAUUUUUCUUUGCUUUCUUCACUGUCUUGAGUUGGAUGACUGUUUUUUUUUUUUUAAAAUGAUUAUGGAUGGGUGAGUAUGGAUAUGCGGUAUAGAUAGGCUGUUUCUAAUAUCAGGAUCAGAAUAAACUUCUAUUAUAAUACACGAAAAAAGACAGUAACAGAGUUUUGUGAAGGUUAUUAUUUGCUGGUUAAAAAAAAAACUGGAGGUCUAUGUUGUUCGUGACCCUUUAGUUCCCAGGGUUGUGAUAAAGGCCUCGCAUAGUGUCGCUGGGGAUGAGGCUUCUCUUUGACCGGCGGAACAAUUAACUCGUCAAUGGUGGAACAGCUUUUUUGUGACUGACUGCACCAGCAAGUUUAUCAUCAAUAUAGAAGCCAUUUGUGUUGAUCUAUGUAUGUAUUUAACAAACAACAAAAAACAAAAACUAUAUAUACAUAUAUAUACUACUGUGAAAUGUGCUUUGUUUUUAUUUUUCAUUGGCAAAGCCAGGGCGGCUCAUGUAAAAUAGCAACUCAAACUGAACAGCAACGUGCAUAAUCAACACUACUGUAUAAGCCUCCCAAGCAACGACUGGACAGUCCACAUCGCGGCUGUGCCAUUGCCUCACUCUGCGCCCUGCUGUGUGUCCUAGGCUUGCAAAACCGUGCGAUUUGGAGAUGUCAAGUGACGUGAUGGUAGCCGUAUGGUCUGACUUGCAGUGACUGUAGGCUUGUGAUUCAGCUUUUAAUCAUCGUAGGUGGGGAAGUCCUCUGAUCGCUGUAGCUGUUGUUUGACUAUACUUAGACAAUGCCUCUGCUGCACAGGUUUGGCUUUUAUUUGAGGUUUGAGUCAGAUUAUAAAUAUUAAUAUUCAUACAUUCACUCAGGGCUCAUUGUAACAGUUCAUACAACACCUGGAAGUUAGUAUUAAAGUUGUACAUUUAUAUAGGGAGUGUUGAAGACAUAAAUAAACUAUUUCAAUAUUCAGGCCCAGGGUUCGGUGUGGCUUGACUUUGUACAUAUAUUAUUCAACUGGUGAUGUUUUAGCAUACACUUGGGGAAAGUGUGCAACACGAACCGAGAGAUGUGGGCGUGCACUACAGUAUGUUUAGCUGAUCAGUACUGACAGUGGUUGUUCCUGGUGAUGUCACCUCACGCUCUGGUGAGGCUCAUUUGUUCUGAAAGCACUGCACCAGCAUAUCUCACACACACACACAAAGCAACUUUACAGCUAGUUAAAGGUAGAUAUUUAUCCUGGUUUGACUUUGGGAUGGUCUGAAGCACGUGCUGUGUGGAAUUUCACCGGAUUUCCUUUCCUUUCUUUUCUUGGUUGACAAUCAUUCAUUUCUUCUUUGAGUGUACCUUCGGAUAGCCUGCUAGCACUCUGUACUUCUAUCCUAUUAACUUUCUUGAAUGUUUGCAUUUCCUGCUUUUGUGUGUUAUGCAACCCUUUAUUGUAAAUAUUUAUCCUCUAACAUGUUUCAUAUACUUGCAUCUGAAAUUAAAAAAUAAAACUUUAUACUCCA